AUGUCUGAAGAGGAUGAGCCAUCUGUGAAUCAAAACUAUGCGCAUAACGUACCAUCCAUGACCCCCUUACAGUCACAGAUACCAGUCACCGAAUUUGUAUCUGCAUUGGCCCCAGAAGAAGAGGAGGAAGCAGAAGACGAGUUGGGAUGGCUUCGGCGCUUGCCAUGGUGGCACAGGCCACGUCCUCUUUGGCUCUUUCCUGUGGUCUUUUUAUUCGCCUUAGCAGCGGGUAUCAUGCUCGCUGCACGUAUUGAAUUGCUGCUCUCUUUGACUUGUGAUAUGCAACACAUCGACGACCCACCCUCAAUUCCACCGCAGCCUCUAUCUCCCAACACUCCCUCGAUACAUGCCAGGAGCGUACAUAUUCCAUCUACUCAUUGCAGACAAUCUGUUGAGGCCCAAAGUCUACUUUCGAUUGUCCAACUUCAACUGCUUAUGAUCGUCGGCAUGUGCUCAAUGUUAACAACAGGAUUCUGGUCGCAAUUGUCCGAUCGCACGGGCCGCAAGCCCAUCUUAUUUGCAGCUUUGGGUGGCGGUCUUAUCAAUGAUGCUGUGGCCCUUGCUGUCUCCUCUGUACCAAUGUCACGAAUCCCCACGGGCUGGUGGAUCCUAGUUUGGGGCAGUGUGAUCGAAGGCGUACUGGGUUCAACAGGAUUGGUAACAGCGAUGGCUCAGUCUUACAUGACUGAUGUGACCGCCAGCGGUACACGAUCGCAUGAAUUUGCACUCCUUACAGGCACAAUCUUUCUCGGCGUGGCAUUUGGUCCUACGAUUGGCGGCCUUAUCACCAAAUAUACCGAAAGCCUUAGUACAACCAUUCUGGUCGCAGUCGCAGUUCGUCUCUUUAUUUUCGUCAUAACACCUGGAUUGCCUGAUAGCCUACGACCAGAUGUCCGAAUUCGUGCUGUUGCUGAUCAUCGUACUAGACUUCACGAGAUUUAUGAACAUCAAAGCAAGGCAAUGCGUACCUGGGUUACCGUCAAGCAUGUGCUCAUGACGCCAUUUCACAAUCUUGCCUUUUUAUUGCCUCAAGGACGUUCAGAUCAUUAUGAAAGGCUAAGAGGCGACGAAAGUGGCGACUUUCAAGUCCAUUCGCGGCACGAACCCCGGAAUACUAGCUUGUUGUUUUUGUCUGCGGCUUAUGCCGUCGAAGUAACUUGCAUGGCUGUGGUGCCCAUCAAGAUACAAUAUGUGCAACUUGUUUUUGGUUGGAGCUCUAGUGCCGUGGGCUUGUUUGUGAGUUUUUCUGCCAUGACACGCAUGCUCACCUUGACCGUGCUUUUGCCUUUAAUUGUCCGGUAUUUGCAUCACAUGCCAAAAUCCAUCGUUCUGCCGCAAGAUAAUCCUUUGGUACCUGAUGAUGCAGGCAUACACGCUUUGGAUGAAAACGGACGCAGUAAGAGGCAUUCGCGUACUAUCCCCCAUCAAUGGUCCACGACUGAACAUGAACUCGAGAGAGAAUGGCAGACACGCUCAAAGAAGCUCAAAAUGAUACAUGACAGUCAUAUGGAUAAGUACAUCGCCGUUGUAUCCUCACUCACUACGGUGGCUGCGUCAGUGAUUAUGGCGCGAGCCAAGACACCUGCUUGGUUUUUGAUAGGCACAUUUGCCGUUUCGCUUGGUGCGGGCGUUGGUUCCGCUCUGAGCUCGCUUGGUAUGGCUGUCAUUUCACGCCCAAAUAGCGCUGGUCGUCUAUUUGGUGCAUGGGCGGUUUUAAGCACAUUAUCGGGCACAAUUGUGGGUCCCAUGUUGUUCUCUCUCGUUUUUAGCCACAGUGCUGCUUACGCUCCCUCUUUGUCGUUUUACUUGGUCGCAUUGCUUCAAAUAUCUUCUGUAUUUUUACUAUGCUUUGUGCGUCUGGGCUCUACGGAUACACUAGAAGGAUUACCACCCAGGCCAUUUCCCCCGCGUAGAUCCACGUAG
Molecule: messenger RNA, 1923 nt
Organism: Malassezia restricta
Lineage: Eukaryota; Fungi; Basidiomycota; Malasseziomycetes; Malasseziales; Malasseziaceae
Product: MFS family protein
Exons: 1
Coding region: 1-1923 (640 amino acids)
Biological process (GO): transmembrane transport
Cellular component (GO): membrane
Molecular function (GO): transmembrane transporter activity
Source: RefSeq, a predicted model, not a curated record